UAUGAAGUCACACGGGCUUGUUCAUAGUGGGAGGGGUUAGUUUCAUGGCUCAGAUCAUUCGCAAUGAGGAAAUCCGAUCUGAUACGUGACCGCUGAUCAGUGUAAUCAUAUAUGUUAACAGGACCUUUUGACACAGACUCAUCAUAUGCGCUCCAGACCAGCAUCACUAGACUCCAGGUUGCGAUGGAAUGGAUUACUUUAAUUUUGACUGUUUCUAUUGUGAUUAUUUCUUUUCAUCUUCUCUUUGGCAAAAGAAGUCAUCCCAAUGCUCCUCCAUGCAUAAGAGGUCGGAUACCUUGGUUUGGUGCUGCUUUUGAAUUUGGCAAAGCACCUUUGCAUUUCAUUCAGCAAGCCAGAGCCAAAUAUGGCCCAAUUUUCACUGUUGUAGCUGCUGGGAAGAGACUGACAUUUGUGACCCUAAAUGAGGAUUUCCGAGCUUUUUUCACCUCCAAAGAUGUUGAUUUUGAACAAGCAGUGCAAGAAGCUGUUCACAACACAGCUUCUAUCAGCAAAGACAGUUUCUAUAAAACCCAUCCAACCUGUGCCACCAUAAUCAAAGGCAGACUGACUCCGGGCAACACGGCAAUGCUCUCUGUUCAUCUCUGUGAAGAAUUUAAUGACCAUCUAGAGAACCUUGGAAGGGAAGGAUCUGGACAGCUGAACGAGAUCAUCAAGAGUGUUAUGUAUCCAGCAGUAAUGAGCAACUUACUGGGCCGAUAUAACUCCCCUAGUAACGCUCUCACCAGGCAGGAGUUCCUGGAGAAGUUCACAAUGUAUGAUGAAGGAUUUGAAUACGGCUCCCAACUCCCAGACAUGUUCUUGAAGCAAUGGGCAAACUCGAAGCAAUGGCUCCUUUCUCUGCUGAGAAAUAUGGCUAUCAGAGCACAGGAGACCCUCUACCAUGAGAAUGAUGGAAAGACUUUACUACAGCACCUGGCUACUGCAAUAAGUGACAAAUAUCUUCCCAAUUAUGGUUUACUUUUGCUUUGGGCUUCCCUGGCAAAUGCUAUACCAAUUACAUUUUGGGCCAUUGCUUUUAUUUUGGCCAAUCCUGAAGCAUAUAAGAUUGCAAUGGAUCAGAUCAACGCUGCCCUCAGAGACCAAGACAAGGAGAAGACAAAGGUGACCCUAGAUGACUUACAGCACAUGCCAUAUGUGAAGUGGUGUAUCAUGGAAGCCAUUCGGCUGAGGGCCCCUGGAGCCAUCACUCGUAAAGUAGUGCGGCCUCUCAAAUUGCAGAAUUAUGUUAUCCCACCUGGAGACAUGCUGAUGUUGUCUCCCUACUGGGCUCACCGAAACCCGAAGUAUUUCCCAGACCCGGAAGAUUUCAAACCUGAACGAUGGGAAAAGGCAGAUUUAGAAAAGAAUGUCCACUUGGAAGGGUUUGUGGCAUUUGGAGGGGGGAAAAAUCAGUGCCCAGGAAGGUGGUACGCUGUUAUGGAAUUGCAUAUGUUUGUGGCCCUCAUUCUCUACAAGUUUGAAUUCACCCCGCUGGAUCCAGUACCCAAACCGAGCCCUCUGCAUUUGGUGGGAACCCAGCAGCCAGACGGACCCUGUACAGUAAAAUACAAGCAUAGAUAGACGCUCAUGUUCAGAGGGCUGUGCUGCUGCUUUAGAGCCUUGUUGACGGUCUUGAUAUAAGAGUUGCAGAGAUCAACUGCAUAUCCUGGGCUGAGCUUCAGAGGUUUGGAGCAUCAUGGUGAAUGUUAAACAGUGACUUGGACACAGGCAAAUACUAUAUCCCUCUAAAGGAAACCAGAAAAUCAUACAACGCUAAAGGUAAUUUAGGAUAUUAGUUUUAAUAUAUAUUACCAUUUUGUAGGCUCAACCUCUUGUAUAACUGAUGGCAUAAUAGAGAUGAUAUAUAUCAGAAAGCAUGAGGUUGUGGAAAUUCCUUUCCCAGACUG
This is a messenger RNA of Onychostoma macrolepis, 1907 nucleotides long. It is a transcript of the gene cyp39a1, whose product is annotated as 24-hydroxycholesterol 7-alpha-hydroxylase. Gene Ontology annotation, molecular function: oxidoreductase activity, acting on paired donors, with incorporation or reduction of molecular oxygen; iron ion binding; heme binding. Gene Ontology annotation, biological process: bile acid biosynthetic process; cholesterol homeostasis. The transcript is spliced from 12 exons. Lineage: Eukaryota; Metazoa; Chordata; Actinopteri; Cypriniformes; Cyprinidae. The coding region runs from base 112 to 1581 and encodes 489 amino acids. The record is from RefSeq and is a predicted model, not a curated record.